Messenger RNA from Melanotaenia boesemani (Boeseman's rainbowfish), 2618 nucleotides. It is a transcript of the gene rnf26, whose product is annotated as ring finger protein 26. NCBI's taxonomy places the organism in Eukaryota, Metazoa, Chordata, Actinopteri, Atheriniformes, Melanotaeniidae. The transcript has a single exon. Gene Ontology annotation, biological process: protein ubiquitination; ubiquitin-dependent protein catabolic process. Bases 461 to 1810 code for a protein of 449 amino acids. Gene Ontology annotation, molecular function: ubiquitin protein ligase activity. The record is from RefSeq and is a predicted model, not a curated record.
UGUCCAAAUCAAAUAUGGCCGUUAUGCUAACAACGGUAACCACACGGAAAUGUUUUUUAUUGUUUCCUCGGUCAUUCUUGCAACUUUAAUAUUGUAUAAAGUUACUAUUUAACUAAUGAGGCGUUUCCAGGGCGCAUUUUGUACAUAGAACCAAAACGAAACCCGGAAAAUAAUCGGAAGUAUCGUCCUGUUGUUCAAAACCAAACAUCCGGUUGUGUGAAACGUGUGUUUAUCUCGUCGUUUCCGUGGACCGAAGAUUGAGAAACAUGGAAAAUAAACAACUUCAUGUUCAAUGAAACGAACUAAAGUUUUGAUAUUAAGAAGACUGGGCGACAUGUAACGAAAAGAUACCGUAACGUCGGGGGAUGUUAUUGUGAACGCACAAACAAAUGAUGUCGUCAGACGUGGAUACAACCCGAGAACAUCCAAGGGUGAACAGUUAAGUUAAAGAUUAAUUACCAUGGGCUUGGUGAACUUUGUGAUAUCCACUGUAGGAAAAUGCCUGGACGUUGUCUGUUUACUUCUGGACCUCAACUUUGUCAUCGUCCACACCGUGGUGCGGACCCUCCUGGCGGUCAUUACUUUUAUUACCAACCUGCCCUCCCUCUUCAUUAACUCGGUGCUCCAGCUGGGAAAUCUAAUCCUGUUUUGCACGAUGUCCUUGGCAGAGGCAACCUCAAAUCUAGCCCACGGCACAGUCACGCUGCUGGGAAGCGUGGGUUUGGCUCUGGAGGGGCUGCUGGAGAGCCUGAAGAUGAUGGGUUACCUGUCCAUGCACGUCUUACUUCGGGGGAAGGAGCACCUAUGUCGGGGUCUGUUGUCAUUGCUGGAGGGCUGUGGCAUUGCUGUCAGCCUGGUGGUCUACUUCACCAACACAGUGGUAAACUUUGUACUUAUUGCCACCCAGAACAUCUACCUGGCAGUGGUUGGUGUGUGGCAGACGGUGUCCAGUCCAUUGCAGAAGGUGCUGGAGCUUACCCUGACCUCCUUCACCUUUCUGUACAGCUGCCUGGCUGGUACAUCUGCAUUCCUGUGGUCUCCAUGUAAACUAGUUUUGGAUUUCCUUGUUUCCCUGGUGCACAUGUUCAUCAGCAUUUUUAUAUUGAACAUAUAUGGCCUCCUUCUCACUGUCACUAUUGCGCUGACAACCACCGCCUACUUAAACCCAGGACUGACCCGGCGGGCAACUGUGCACAUUGUGGAUUACAUUAAUUCUCUUCAUACUGUGCGAAGGCUGUAUUUUGCUUUCUACUGGAUUGCUUCAGUCCUGUGGCGUGUCCAGCAGUUUUUACGACGUAGCAUGCAACACCUGCAAAUUAUGCUCCAUUACCUUUACCUCUUGGAGAGAGGAUUUUGGCAGCAGCUGUCUCAGCACAGCAGCCAGUUGGGCCUGGCACUGCGAACACAGUUCCACAGGAACAACAACAACAGAGUGCGGGGUGACGGCGACCCUGGAGAAGAGAGGCGGGACCCACCUGAUGGAAGAGCAGGAGAUGGAGCCCACCAUGAGCUGGACAGUUUAGUUUUCCCCUCAUCAAGCACAGACAGGCCGCUAAAGAAAAAGUCAUCUUCAUUCAAAGGCAGUAAACCUCUGCCUGCUGAGAGUCUGCUGACUCUACUGAAGGAGCAGGAGGAGAGGAAGAAGUGUGUGAUCUGUCAGGACUGUACCAAAACAGUGGUGCUGCUCCCAUGCAGACACCUCUGCUUGUGUAGAAACUGUACAAACAUCCUUUUGAAGCAGCCUAUCUACCAACAGAACUGCCCGCUCUGUCGUCACAUGAUCCUUAACACUAUGGAUGUCUAUCUAUGAGGGACCAAGAAAAAUGGACCCAGGAGAACCUGACAGCAAAGAGCCUCACAGCCUUACACUAAUGACCACCACAGAAAAUGAGUUGAUGAGCUGAUAAAUCUGGUGAUGUUUUAUACUUUAUUUGUCCUCAGAAUAAUUUCAUUACAAGUCCAAAAGUAACAACACUCUUUUAACUUUUCCACUUGUUGAAAUUUCUAAAAUGUCACUAGUUUUUUUUCCUUUUAUAAAGCUUUCCAAAUAUAUGUACUCUAAGAACUGUAGAGAAAUACUAACAAACAUCUUUUCAUGGUAUUAUCAAAUUCAUAGUAAAAACUACAUAUAGGAUAUUAUGCUUCAAAUGUGUUGAUUUAUCAUUAGUACAUAAGAAAUUAAUAUGCUUGACAUAUUUAGCUAUAGUGUGAUUGACAGAUUUGUCUUUGUUUUAUUUUCCCCAGAAGAGUAUGUGUCAUCAACCAGAUUUAAUUUUCACUGUGUUUUUGCAGCUGUGGACAGUUUUGGCCUUUUCUAUUUCUGCAAUUCAUUAUGGCAUAAUGAUGUCCACCAGAAGAGAAUAGGAUGCACGUUGCAGCUGAAAUUCAGUAGACAACUUUGACAUGUUCUCUAUCAUAAACUAUGUGACUACAUCCACUAAUGUGAUAAAAUAAGUCAAAACACAUGCAUCAUCAAAGAAAGUGAAGCAUAUAGGGCUAGCUACUGCUUUGUAAAAACUUGCAUUGCAUUAUGGAAAAUAUAUGCUGGCAUGGUGUCCAGUACUGUAGGAAAUAAAUUUUGUUUUGCAUAUCACCAGUAUUAAGGUAUCACACAUGCC